Molecule: messenger RNA, 462 nt
Organism: Anopheles nili
Lineage: Eukaryota; Metazoa; Arthropoda; Insecta; Diptera; Culicidae
Exons: 4
Coding region: 1-462 (153 amino acids)
Source: RefSeq, a predicted model, not a curated record
AUGGCGUUCUCAAGCAUGUUUUUUUGCCAAAAAGGAUUUACAAUGAAAGUCACCAGCAUUGAGAACUGUGCUGGAUCCGAUGGCGUCAUUUCGGUAUCGGACAACGCCGCCAUCACCAUGCAGGAUGACUGUUCGCUCCAAGUCGAAGGAUGCCUUAAGAUGAAAGCUUUCACCACGGCAGCCGGCACCGUCAAGGUGUCCAAGAACGGAACACAAAUGUUCCAAAAAUCAAUCAACUUGUGUCGUAAAGGCUCCAAGCUUCCAUUCCUCAGUGAAUUCCUGCAAGGGGAUGUUUGCCCUCAGAGUGAGAACGAAAGAUGUGUCGAUCCUGGUAAGAAUAUCUCACUAGAACGCUUCAAGAAGAUGAUGUUCCUUCUCAAGGGUUCUAUGGCGGUUGAACUUAACUUGGAUCACGAUACGGGUAAAAGCUGCGUGAAAAUUGAGUUCGAAAUAACCAAAUGA